Striga hermonthica is the source of this 644-nucleotide messenger RNA. The record is from the annotation of a GenBank genome assembly. Lineage: Eukaryota; Viridiplantae; Streptophyta; Magnoliopsida; Lamiales; Orobanchaceae.
ACCUGAGCCCUUCACCCUUAGUCGCAUGCCUAUUCUCUCUCAUCUCAUGUGCCUUAUAUGGCAUGUUUUGAAAACCAUAGCUCUCUUAUGCCUUGUAUUAAAUAUAUGGAGCUUUCUUUUCCUCCAAGUCUCCCUCUCUCUUCUCUUGUGCGACGCCACCCCCUCCCCACUCUCCUCUUUGCUCCCUUCUCACAAAACCAUCAGAGAAACACCAAAAUCCCAUGGCCAUCAUCAAUCCAUCUCUCUCGGUGACUCACGGCCCCUCCGGCGGCCACUACAACUGCUUGAACACGCGCCUACCAUCAACGGGGGCCUCUCCCCGUGCACGGACCACACCCUGGGCCUCUGUUCGAUUCUCCCACGAGCCGCUUCAGCACUCCAGAGUCCCCUUCGCUGCCCUCUGCCACAAUGGCCUGAGAUCGCACGCCAAACGCCCCGUGCACGAUCGAGCCGCGCGAAGCCGCUGCGAUCGCCCCCUUUCCCUUAUCUAGAAUCAGACGCAAGGACUUAUCACGAUGCACUCCAAGAUAAAGAUGCAGAUUCAUGGACUGUUGCAAUGAAAGCUGAUAUGGGGUCAACGGACUCCAAUCUGGUCCGGGAUCUUGUAGAACAGCUCGAUGGGGUACGACCCAUUGGAUGCAAGU